AUGACUGAGGAAUCCCCAGAAGUUUCAGCUGAAGGAGUUACCAAGUUUGUAAGAGACAAAUACGAGCGUUGGCAGGCAGCUAAUAACAUGGCAUGUUGGACUGCCUCUUACCGUCCAUGCUAUGUCUCAGGAACCUUUUCAAUACGGUCCGGAUUGCUAGCUUUCGUUCAUAGUUUGGCUACAGAUGAUACACGAGGAAUCUUUUUAUGUUGGUUCUUCCUUCUAAUGACUGGCAUAUCUAUGAUUCUUUGCUGCCAGAUGAAGCAGCAAGCAUCGGUCCGUAGAACCUAUAAAAAAGAGAUGGUUGUGGCGCAAAGUACUCUUGUGCAUCUAGGUCACUCUGCUCACGCGCAACUGAGUCCUCUGAUUAUUUAG
Messenger RNA from Humulus lupulus (European hop), 375 nucleotides. RefSeq names its product cytochrome c biogenesis CcmF N-terminal-like mitochondrial protein 2. NCBI's taxonomy places the organism in Eukaryota, Viridiplantae, Streptophyta, Magnoliopsida, Rosales, Cannabaceae. Bases 1 to 375 code for a protein of 124 amino acids. Gene Ontology annotation, biological process: heme transport; cytochrome complex assembly. Gene Ontology annotation, cellular component: membrane. Gene Ontology annotation, molecular function: heme transmembrane transporter activity. The transcript is spliced from 2 exons. The record is from RefSeq and is a predicted model, not a curated record.